Molecule: messenger RNA, 735 nt
Organism: Arvicola amphibius (Eurasian water vole)
Lineage: Eukaryota; Metazoa; Chordata; Mammalia; Rodentia; Cricetidae
Gene: Ms4a8
Product: membrane spanning 4-domains A8
Exons: 6
Coding region: 1-735 (244 amino acids)
Biological process (GO): cell surface receptor signaling pathway
Cellular component (GO): plasma membrane
Source: RefSeq, a predicted model, not a curated record
AUGAACCCAAUGACUUCACCAGGCCCCAUGGCCAAUUCUGUAUAUGUGGUGCCACCCUACAAUGGUUACCCAGUGAUCACGGGAACGGUGGCUCAGGUGCCUCUGUAUCCAGGCAACCAGACUCAAAUCCACAUAAUUCAUGGAAAUCCACCUGGUUCGGUGCCAGUCCAGAAAGUCUUGAAAGACGGCAAAGUCCUAGGGGCCAUCCAGAUCCUGAUUGGCUUGGUGCACAUUGGCCUGGGCUCCAUCAUGCUCACCAACCUUUUUGGGUACUAUAUACCCGUGUCCCUCUAUGGAGGCUUCCCCUUCUGGGGAGGCAUCUGGUUUAUCAUUUCAGGAUCUCUCUCAGUGGCGGCAGAAAAACAACCCAAUUCACCAUGCCUGAUGAAUGCCAGUGUGGGCCUGAACAUCUUCAGCGCCAUCUCUUCUGCAGUGGGCGUUAUGCUCUUCAUCACGGAUAUGUGUUUCACAGGAACAGCUAUCCCUAACUACCAUUACUACGGCAGCAGGGUGAGUAAUAUAGGCAUGGCUAUUUCUGGUGUGCUUCUCAUCUUCUGCCUUCUGGAGCUCUGCAUUGCUAGUGUGUCUUCGCACUUUGGCUGCCAAGUGACCUGCUGUCAGCACAACAAUGUGGAUGUGGUCAUUCCAAAUGUCUAUGCAACAAAUCCAACAGUCGUCCCAGAACCACCAAUCCCAGUACCAAGUUACUCCAGUGUAGUUCAAGACUCCAGAUAA